CCAGGGAAAACACACACACACACAGAGCUUAGAGGGAGGCUCACUCGUGUCAGAGCUGAACUGCAGUGAGGAAGAGGAGGAGGAGGGGCAGAGAGAAACGUUCCUGGGGAUUAAUAACAGAGAGGCAGGAGGAGGGGCAGUGCACACAGGUGAAUCGCUGGACCAUGAAGGCAGCAUUCAGAUUGCUUCUCCUCCUCAUCCUUGUGUUGAUCUCUGAAGUGAACGGGCAGAGGCGGAAGCCCGGGCGGAAGCCUGGGCUGAAGCCCGCUCGACCGACUCCCGAGCCAGUCGAGCCAACAGAGCUGCCUCCGCCCCUGCCACCGGGCCCCCCCUCCGUCUUCCCGGAUUGCCCCAGAGAAUGCUUUUGUCCUCCAGACUUCCCCUCAGCCCUCUACUGUGACAGCCGCAACCUGAGGAAGGUGCCCCUCAUCCCUCCCAGGAUCCACUACCUCUAUCUCCAGAACAACUUCAUUGACAGCCUCCCGGAGGAGUCCUUCAAGAAUGCCACGGGGCUGAGGUGGGUCAACCUGGACAACAACCGCAUCAAGAAGUUGGACCGGCGGGUGAUGGAGCAGAUGGAGAGCCUCGUCUUUCUGUACAUGGAGAAGAACCAGCUCAAAGAGGUGCCGUCCUUCCUGCCAACUAACCUGGAGCAGCUGCGUCUGAGCAGGAAUCAGAUCUCCAAGAUCCCCUCUGGGGUUUUCAACAAGCUGGAGCACCUGGUCCUCCUGGACCUGCACCACAACAAGCUGAGUGACGGAGUCUUCAACAAAAACACAUUCCGGGGGCUCAAGAACCUCAUGCAGCUCAACCUAGCCCACAACAUCCUGCGGAAGUUGCCUCCCGGGCUGCCCAGUGCUGUCCACCAGCUCUUCCUAGACAGGAACAACAUUGAGGACAUCCCCGAUGAUUACUUCAAAGAAUUUCCCAAUCUGGCCUUCCUCAGGCUCAACUACAAUCAGAUUUCUGACAAAGGGCUGCCCAAGAACUCCUUCAACCUCAGCAACCUGCUGGUGCUGCAACUGGCGCACAAUAAGCUCACCAACAUGCCCUUCAUCAACCCCAAACUGGAGCACCUCUACCUAAACGACAAUUCCAUUGAAAGAAUCAACGGGACCCAGAUUUGCCCCACCGCCCUGGUCACCUUCCAAGACCUCUCCUCAGAUCUAGAAAACGUGCCCCGGCUUCGUUACCUGCGCCUGGACGGCAACCAGCUGAAACCGCCCAUCCCCUUGGACCUCAUGAUGUGCUUCCGGCUCCUACAGUCAGUCGUGUUUUAACUCUCCCAGCUGUGCCACUCUCCCGGGACUUUGGCUUUGCGCAGACAAUUGACUCCAGUCUAUGUCAGACACUUGGAAAAUAUUGUGUUCCCCCAUUCAACCCACCCCACUCACCCCUCAAUGCUCUGUCUCCUCUUCCUCCCCCACUCUCUUUCCUCCUUCCUCAGCUGCAAGGAGCACCGGCCACCGUUAGGUGCAGCCCAGUACCGCCCCUGUGGAUGCCACAUGUAUCUUAUAGGAGUGCACUUCCUGGCAGGUACCUGUAGUGCCCCCACGAUGGCACUAUGCCACAAUAAGCAUCCAAGGCCUUCGUGUAAAUGGGGCCCUUUCACUCCUACCCCUUAGGUGAAAGUCAGAGAAGAGGUGCCUGCUCAAAUGCCACCCACUUAUACCCAGCAUGCAACUGCCUUUCCCUCCCAGGUACCUGUACAUCUUCCAGCCAUAGGAACCAUCCCCAGGUGGACCUGGUCUUUGUAGGGCUAUCAGCAUCUCCUCCCAACUUCAGCAGUCAGUGGUAUGUGAGCUUUGUUUUGGGAGCACCCAGUGAUGGAGGGGCAGGGGGCCUGGGACUGGACAAUGAUCCGGGGCAAUUAUAGCUGCUUUAUGAGACAAGGCGAUUUCAUCCCCAAAGCGGCAAUAUCCGGCAAAAUAACGCAAGUUGUCUUGGGCACCGAGAUCCAGUUCAGGCCCUUCUCUUCCAAGGGCACAAAAUUCAUUUGAGGUGGGUGUUGGGAAUCCAGGUCAGGUUCUACUUCUUUCCAAGUCCUCUCCUUGGCCAAAACUGGAGCAGCUCACUCUUCACUUUGGACGAUCCUAGGGAAACCCAAUGGCUUUGCUCAGCCAUUGUGUCUUUGGGCCACAUUGGCACUGGACUCACCCACCAACUUCAUGCCAAUGAAAGCUGAUGAAACCUCAGAGGUCCCCCACUGAGCAGAAGAUUCUGGGUGCAGACACCGUAUAAGCAUGUGGCAGGCAUGCAGAGCCCUUGGGUGGGGUGAACAUAUUCACAUGGAAGAAGAUUCAUGCAAACAAGUAACUUCCUCAACCACAUGGCAGCUUCUUGCUGCAUCGUGUUGGACCCUAUUGCUGUUCAUGGCAGCCAGGGUCACCAGCAGUUCCCCACCGCCAAAUCAGAUAGCCACCAUAAGGAGUCCCCUUAAGGUCCCACAUUAAAACCCUGUGGAUUAUAGGAAUCCUGGUGGAGUGCCCCUUUCAUGCACGCCCACACCAGUCUGCCCUUGUGUCAGAGCAGUAUGGGCAUCACCCAUCACUGAGAACUUUUAAAUCAAGAUUGGAUGGUUUUCUAAAAGUUCUGCUCUAGGAAUUACUUUGGGGAAGUUCUCUGGCCCGUGUUACCCAGGAGAUCGGACUAGAUGAUCACAAUGGUCCCUUCUGGCCUUGGAAUCGACGAAUCUAUGAAAAACCACGAAGAGGGUGGUCUUUGCUCUGGUUGGGGACCUGCAGCCGGGUCCUUCCUAAUACACGCGGCUAUUUUGAUUCCAAGAGACGGUUUCGAGAUGCAGAGUAACGCCUCGAGCCCAGAGCUUAGGGUAGUUUGUGGGGCUAGGGUCUGCAAUGGGGCUAGAUAGAGAGACCUCUCAAGGCGAGGGGAGACGGAUUAACUGUGGCUCUACCCAUUAGGGACAGCUUGAGCUGUCAUGGCAACUGCAACACUCCUGCACGAUGGGGUCAAGUCCAGGAGCUGGUGCUGAAGGCUGGACAUUGCUGGGGCCCUGGAUUUUGCAUGGGUAGAGCAGAGAGAUCCUCAUUCUGGGGAACGGGGACAAUAGGGGAGAUCUGUCUUGAAAGCACCACCUUCUUGCAAGCAGACAAAUGCAGCCUCUGUUCCAUUUAUGGGGCACCACAGUGACACCCGGUGGCCAGAGAGGGUGACGUUGGCAGGCGGUCCUAGAUUUCCCAAAGAUCGACAUUGUUCCUGUUUAAAGGUAGCUGGUUACGUUAAUCCCAUUCAUUCCCUUUGGGUGGAUCUGACCUGAGCCAUUUGUCGUAUUUAAAGGUGGCAGGUUAGAGCAAUGCCCGUUGCAUGGUGGGGAUCCCUGCUUCACAUUCAGGGGCGUCAAUCCAGAUUUAGUCCGGCGGAAGUGAGAAUUGUCGUAAGCCGCAGUCCUCCCCCAGCUAUGCAUUUUGGAGCGGAUUUAAGUACAAGUGAUGUCAUUACACCCUGAGAUGGGCCUGGAUCUCUUGGGGGAUCAGAACGAUGGUGAGAAAGCUGCAGCUUCCCCGGGCACGCCCCAUCAGAAUGAAACACCCUCUGCCUGUCCCCCUUGCCCUCCCCCCACCACAGAAAACCACCUGUGGGAGGAGCAAGAGGAGAGAAGAGAGAUGUGAAGAACAGAAGAAGCUUCCCUGCCCACUGGCGCGGGUUGCUUUAGCUUCCUCUUGUCACCAUCUCCUGCUUCCCUUCGUGCCCCUCCUCCGGAGUCCUCCAGCAUCCCAUUGAAGGUCUCUAUCGCCUUUCUUCAGACCCUUCACUCGCCUUCCCCAGUCACUUAUUCCCUCCUGCUCUGUCUGGGUGAGAGCUCUGCUCAAAGUCCCUGCUUGCCCCCCAGAUUCCUCCGAGGUUUGGAAGCAGCGUGAAAAAGUCUCUCUCAGCUUUGCCGAUCCCGUUCGCCAACUUCAAGCCUUAAGUCCCAGGGCCAGGUCCUUCAGCUGGUGUAAAUUGGCUCAGACUUCAAUGGAGCUGCACCUCUGGACACCAGCUGAGAAUCGUGCCCUCUUUAUCCCUGGAGACUCCAACUAGCUCUCUUCCCCUCUGUGGAACAGAUGCUUUGAGCCUUGAGUAUUGCUUUGGCAGCUCACACUGCAUCCUCGCCAGCGGUGUGUGGAGCAGCGCCCCGUGCUGCGUGCUGAAGCUCAGAAGGUGUCAAACGUGCAUCGGGCACAGUAGCACUAUUGCCACAACCUAGUGCCAACUAUUGCCAUGCAUGCGGCCCAAUGGGCAGAAUGAGGCAUUACUGUGUCCUGCGUGGUUUUGUUGUUCUGCUCUGCACAGGGCUUAGAUUUUCAAUGAUUCCUCCCCCCGGGACCCUAUCAGCGUGCUGCUGGGUGCCACACGCUCAGCUCGGAUCUCGUGGCCUGGUUCCUCUCGUCUGCAGACUAAUCACUUUACACAUCUCAGCAAUGGAUCCCCGUGAUUUGCUCUGCCUCUGGUAUUAGCACGUUCUGAGGUCACCUUUCCAAGCAGGCACAGCAAAACAGGCCCAGUUCUGCUCUCCCUUACCCCUGUGCAGCUCGCUUUGAACUCAGCAGGAUUCUGUGCUGGGUAAUUGAGAGCAAAAUUGGACUUAGUGUCGGGAAGAGACGUCCCUAAGGCUUGACGCCCCCCCACCCCACCCGGCGUGUGAAUCCAUUUUGGCUCCUUGUCUUAGCAGAUCUUUGGUGGGUGUGAAUUGGCGAAGCUCCAUGAACUGCAGUGUGACGAGGCUAGCGGAGGUUCCAGGUCAUUGGUCUUUCCCCCUUCACAUUGGGACUGCUUUUGACUUACAGCUGCAUUGCCUCCAUCUUAGCAGCUGGAAGGAGCUGGGGUGUCAUGAGCCACCAGUGUGUGUGUGUGUCUCUGUAUUGCAUAUAGAAACAAAACACCUUAAUAUAAUUUCCAAGAAGCCUGCCCCCACCCCCGGCCACAUACACCCCUUUCCUGUACCUCCAACCAGGUCUCAAACCCUCCCACCAUCUCUUCUCUUCCUAUCCUGCCCUGAUCUCUCUGUCUGGUUUCUCUUUGGCUCGCUCUGUGAGCCAAUACGGCACCGUGGAGCUGCACAGAUUGAACUCAGUAGCCGACGGUAUAUGUGCAACCCCCUCUUCCAGCCAAACCCCGCCACUUCGGCCCUCAAAGCCAAUGGACUCCCAUUUACAUCAAUGGGCUUUGACCACAUCCUUAGUGACCAGACAGCCCCAUUGUCCCCUGGACACGUCCUCCCAGGAGUUCCUGUUGGAGGUACACGCUCGGAGUCAAUUAUUUUAACAGCAAUGCAGGCGUGAAACUCGCUCUCCUACUUAUGUCCGUGGGGCCAGCUUCAGAUUUCAGUAACGCAGGGGUAACUCCAGAGUCACUCCAUUGAUCUUGGUUGAGUUGCUUUGGAUUGUGACAUGUAGAAUGUGAUCUCCUGGUCUCUCUCCUAGCCGACCUUGCGUUAUGUUUCAUUCUCGGUCGCUUUACAGAACCAAACACCGCUGCCUGUUUGUACCUUUUUCAUUUUCAUUUUGAAAAAAAUACUCAAAGCUUAUUUUUUAUUCCACCCCCAGUUCUUAUAUGUACGGCUCUCCCUCCUUCGCCACUGCAUACAUAGGGGUCUGGGUUUCGGUUCUUUCUGAUUUUCCAUGUUUAUGUUCUGGACCAAUUGAGGCUCGUUUUUUAAAGGGAAAAAAAAUCCGUUUUAAAUCGGUGUUUAUAAACAAAUAAACCCAGCAGCAAUUGUC
Messenger RNA from Caretta caretta (loggerhead turtle), 5720 nucleotides. It is a transcript of the gene PRELP, whose product is annotated as proline and arginine rich end leucine rich repeat protein. NCBI's taxonomy places the organism in Eukaryota, Metazoa, Chordata, Testudines, Cheloniidae. Gene Ontology annotation, molecular function: heparin binding; protein binding. The record is from RefSeq and is a predicted model, not a curated record. Gene Ontology annotation, cellular component: extracellular exosome.